GCAUUCUGGGCGUGCGACAAGAUGGCGGCGCCCUUGCGCUAGUGCUGAGCAACAAUUCGUGUCGGCGAAGGAAAAAACGAGAGAAAAAAAGAAAGAAGCAAAAGUGAAAAUAUUUUACUUUUAUAUUCGCUGCGCCGGAAGCAGAAGACGACGAGAAGGCGCGCGCAGACGCGCUUGUUCGUGCCGGAGCGUUGAGUCCGCUAGAGUCAGCCUGAAUGAAAAUGAAAAUGACGAUGAUGAUGAUGAUGAUGAUGGCGGCGGUGGUGGUGGUGGUGGUGGGCCUGCGUCCGAUCCAUUACCCCUAACGAAGAAUCGUGCUCACGUUUCCCUUCCAAAAUAAAUAAAGUACAGUAAAAAAAAUAAAAACACCAGACGACUAUCAUUGGAUUUUUCUCGCGGCUCGUGCACGAGAUUUUGGACGCUGCCGUGUCGUUUGCAAGGAGCCUGAUGAAGAUGGACGUGGAGCUGCUUCACUCGCCCGCUGUGGCUCUCUCUGAGGAAGACGAGGCUGACAUGAGCGACUGGAACCUUCCUCUCGCCUUCAUGAAGAAACGCCACCUGGAGAAAAUCGAGGGCUCCAAAGCACUGGCACAGAGCUGGAGGAUGAAGGACAGGAUGAAAACAGUGAGUGUUGCACUCGUUCUCUGCCUGAACGUUGGAGUUGAUCCUCCAGAUGUGGUGAAGACGUCUCCCUGUGCCAGACUGGAGUGCUGGAUAGAUCCUCUCUCGAUGAGUCCACAGAAGGCUCUGGAGACGAUCGGGGCCAACCUGCAGAAACAGUAUGAGAACUGGCAACCUAGGGCGCGCUAUAAGCAGAGUUUAGACCCCACAGUGGACGAGGUGAAGAAGCUGUGUACAUCUCUGAGGAGGAACGCUAAAGAGGAGCGCGUCCUGUUCCACUACAACGGACACGGCGUUCCCCGACCCACGGUCAAUGGAGAGAUCUGGGUCUUUAACAAGAACUACACUCAGUACAUCCCUCUGUCCAUCUAUGACCUCCAGACGUGGAUGGGGAGUCCGUCUAUCUUUGUGUAUGACUGCUCCAAUGCCGGGAUCAUCGUCAAGUCCUUCAAACAGUUUGCACUGCAGAGAGAGCAGGAGCUGGAGCAGGUGGCGGCGAUAAACCCAAACCACCCUCUGGCGCAGAUGCCCCUCCCUCCAUCCAUGAAGAACUGCAUCCAGCUGGCAGCGUGUGAAGCUAACGAGCUCCUGCCCAUGAACCCUGACCUCCCUGCUGACCUGUUCACCUCCUGCCUGACCACGCCCAUCAAAAUCGCCCUUCGCUGGUUUUGUAUGCAGAAAAGCGCCAAGCUUGUGCCUGGAGUCACACUGGACCUGAUCGAGAAGAUCCCCGGGCGUCUGAAUGACAGGAGGACUCCGUUAGGAGAGCUGAACUGGAUCUUCACCGCCAUCACAGACACCAUCGCCUGGAAUGUACUACCUAGAGAUCUUUUUCAGAAACUCUUUCGUCAGGAUCUGUUAGUUGCGAGUCUGUUCCGUAACUUCCUAUUGGCUGAGAGGAUCAUGAGGUCAUACAACUGCACUCCGGUCAGCAGCCCCAGGUUACCGCCCACUUACAUGCACGCCAUGUGGCAGGCGUGGGACCUGGCCGUGGAUAUUUGUCUCUCUCAGCUUCCCACCAUCAUCGAGGAGGGCACGGCGUUCAGGCACAGUCCAUUUUUCGCCGAGCAGCUCACGGCGUUUCAGGUGUGGCUCACUAUGGGUGUGGAGAACAGAAACCCACCUGAGCAGCUCCCCAUCGUCCUACAGGUUCUCCUCAGUCAGGUGCACAGGUUGCGAGCGCUGGACCUGUUGGGCCGUUUCCUGGACCUCGGACCCUGGGCCGUCAGCCUGGCUCUUUCUGUAGGGAUUUUUCCAUAUGUGUUGAAGUUGUUACAGAGUUCAGCUCGAGAGCUUCGUCCUCUCCUCGUCUUCAUCUGGGCCAAAAUCCUUGCUGUGGACAGUUCCUGUCAGGCUGACCUGGUUAAGGAUAACGGUCAUAAGUACUUCCUGUCAGUUCUGGCUGAUCCAUAUAUGCCGGCCGAGCAUCGCACCAUGGCCGUCUUCAUCCUGGCAGUUAUAGUCAACAACUACAACACGGGACAGGAGGCGUGUCUGCAGGGGAACCUGAUAGCGAUCUGUCUGGAGCAGCUGAGUGACCCUCACCCUCUCCUGCGUCAGUGGGUGGCCAUCUGCCUCGGCCGAAUCUGGCACAACUUCGACUCGGCUCGGUGGUGCGGCGUCCGAGACAGCGCUCACGAGAAGCUCUACAGCCUCCUGUCAGACCCCAUACCUGAGGUACGCUGUGCUGCUGUGUUUGCUUUGGGGACAUUUGUGGGAAACUCAGCAGAGAGGACUGACCAUUCCACCACCAUUGACCACAACGUGGCCAUGAUGUUAGCACAACUCAUCAACGACGGCAGCCCCAUAGUCCGGAAGGAGCUGGUGGUGGCUCUGAGUCACCUGGUGGUUCAGUAUGAGAGUAACUUCUGCACAGUCGCUCUGCAGUUUAUGGAGGAGGAGAAGAACUAUGCAGCGCCCUCACCUGCUAACACUACAGAGGCAGGAAACGUGACUCCAGUGAGGGAGCGGGACAGUCCAGCGGUGCCUCGACUCCGCCCAGUUAACUCCUACACCAACAUCCGAGCGGCCAGCAGUGUCCGCAACCUCAACAAGAGCCUCCAGAACCUCAACCUCAACGAGGAAGGUGGCCCCGUGACCUUCUCCCCCGGUAACCUGAGCGCCAGCAGCAGUGCCAGCAGCACCCUGGGCAGCCCCGAUAAUGACGAGUUCCUCCUGUCCUUCGAGACCAUUGAUAAGAUGCGGAGGGUCAGCUCAUACUCAUCCCUCAACUCCCUCAUCGGUGUGUCCUUUAACAGUGUGUACACACAGAUCUGGCGUGUGUUAUUACACCUGGCCGCUGAUCCGUUCCCUGAGGUGUCUGACUUGGCCAUGAAGGUGCUGAACAGCAUUGCCUAUAAGGCUACGAUGAAUGCUCGGCCGCAGAAGAUCCUCGACUCGGGUUCUCUCACCCAGUCAGCACCCGCCAGUCCAACCAGCAAGGGGACACUCAUACACCAAGCAGGAGGGUCUCCACCCAUCCCAGGUGUGUCCAGUUCCAGCCUCACCAACGAUGUGCCAAAGCCUCCUCAAGCCCCGCCCACACGCCCCCCCUACACGCCCACUCUGGGCUCUCAGGCUCCGCCCCAUUCACACCAAUUCCCACGAUCACGCAAAAUGUUUGACAAGGGACCUGACCAGAUGGCAGAGGAUGGGGAUGAGACUCCCGCUCACAGGAACUUCAUCAGUGUGACUCUGCAGACCGGAUUGUGUGACUGGAGCGCCAAGUACUUUGCACAACCUGUCAUGAAGAUCCCAGAAGAGCACGAUGUGGAGAGUCAGGUGAGGAAGGAGAGAGAGUGGAGGUUUCUGAGGAACGCUGGAGUGAGACGACAGAGCCAGCGUAUCACACAGAGAGGAAUCACCCGAUUGGACGAUCAGAUCUUCAUUAACCGGAACCCUGGAGUGCCUUCAGUGGUGAAGUUUCACCCGUUUAACCCCUGCAUCGCCGUCGCUGAUAAAGACUCCAUCUGUUUUUGGGACUGGGAGAAAGGCGAGAGGUUGGAUUAUUUCUAUAACGGGAAUCCGCGCUACACUCGCAUCACAGCCAUGGAGUACCUGAACGGACACGACUGCUCGCUCCUCCUCACCGCCACUGAUGAUGGCGCUUUACGAAUCUGGAAGAACUUUGCUGACCAGCGGAACCCCGAGAUGGUGACGGCGUGGCAGGGUCUCUCAGACAUGCUGCCCACCACACGAGUGUGUGGAAAAGCGUUUUGGAAUUGCAGCGUGAGUCGGGACUCUAGAGAGAACCCCGGCUGCUCUGGUUUAGCUCGGCGGGUUUCAAUCUAUCUCGACAGAAGUAAGCAGGGAGGUGCAGGAAUGGUGGUUGACUGGGAACAAGAGAACGGGCUCCUCAUGACCUCUGGGGAUGUUCGUGUCAUCCGGAUCUGGGACACAGAGAGAGAGAUGAAGGUCCAGGACAUCCCAACAGGAGCAGAUAGCUGCGUGACGAGUGUGUCAUGUGACCCGCAGCGCUCCCUAGUGGUGGCCGGCCUCGGAGACGGCUCAGUUCGUGUGUAUGACCGCAGGAUGGGUCCAAAUGAGUGUCGUGUGAUGACGUAUCGGGAGCACGGUGCGUGGGUGGUGAAGGCUAACCUGCAGAGAGAGACAGACGGACACAUCAUCAGUGUUAGUGUAAAUGGAGAUGUGCGUUUCUUUGACCCCCGGUUGCCUGACUCCAUCAACGUGUUGCAGACUGUGAAGGGACUGACGGCGCUCGACAUCCACCCACAGGCCAACCUGUUCGCCUGUGGUUCUAUGAAUCAGUUCAUCGCGGUCUAUAAUUCCAGCGGUGAUGUCAUCAGUAAUAUUAAAUACUACGAUGGCUUCAUGGGGCAGAGGAUCGGCGCUAUCAGCUGCUUAGCUUUCCACCCAUACUGGCCGCACUUGGCUGUGGGCAGCAACGACUACUACAUGUCCAUCUACUCAUCAGACAAGAGACUGAGAUAACACGAUGACCUCUGACCUUCUGACCUUACAUGCCCCUACAUGGGCGGGAUGUAAAUGACUUCUUGUAUAUAUGCAACUACCACCAUGAAUGUUUAGUGAAGGCUGCUGAACUCUCACAGUCACUAUUGGAAUAACAACAGUAAUAAUAGAGUCAUCAUCACCAUUAUUAUUAUUAUUAUUAUUAUUAUUAUUAUUAUUAUUUUGGAGUUCUUGUUUGUAGACUUGGCUGUGCUGAGCAGUGUGUAUAUUUAAACUGCAAUUAUCAAAAACAGAUAUGUAUAUUUUACAGAUCAGUGAUGAGGCAGUGAAGUCGCCUUGCUUUGGAAUCUAAAAAAAAGGGGCGGGGCCUGGGGAAGGGGCAGGAAGUGCCCGGGGUACUCUUUACUAAUGCAUUAUAUUGAGAUACGGAAUGUAUAAGUGGGUGGAGUCUUGCUGUUAAUAUAUUAUGUGAGAUUUAGAGAUUUAGGGGUGCGGUCCACAUAGGCUUGUGGGGGCGGAGUCUUAUAACGAAUGUAUCAUGACAGUGGGUGCUGAAAAAAAAGAGUGUAGUCUUCGAGUGUAGCGAAUGCAUUAUUUGAUCGUAAAAAGGGGGUGGGCUCUAGGAGUGCAGGCUAGGAAUUGGGCGGAGUCUUAACAUAUGCAUUAUGAGAGACCGCAGACCUUAAAAGGGGGGCUGGAUUUAGAUAAUGCCUUACAUAAUGACCAUGAGAAAGUCUUGCUCUGAAAGUGGGUGGAGUCACACCAUGCAAUAAUACAUUGAUUGUCUACAGAAGGGUGGAGCCUGAGGGUUGUCUUUUGCCAAUGCAUUAUAUGAAAUUGUGAGUCUAAGGGGUGGAGUCUGAGAUCAUCAGACUGUAGGUGGGUGUGGUCAUGCUGUUAAUGCAUUAUAAAAUUAUCUGUUUAGAAAAAAAAGGGGGUGGUGUCUUAGAGAUUCUUGCUGGGGGUCUCACCAUUUGCAGUGCAUUAUAUGAGUGAAGUGGAUGAAAAGGGGGCGGGGUCUUGGAGUCAAGUGUCAGUAUUAAUGCAUUAUGUGGGUGGAGUCUCAGAGUAGGCGGUACCUGGGUUUGGGUGAGGUCAUAAAGGUUUGUCGAGCAGUGAGCACCACAGCUGCCUAACGCACGUGCACACACACAUACACACACACACACACACACACACAAACACACACAUCAUUCGAGCCAAACUCAUCAUUUAUACAUGUGCCGAUGUCACGAUUAUCAAAAGUAUUUCAUCACGGUUCACAAUAUUGGAUUUAAACAUGUCUCCUGUCAUCUAGAGGACAGUUUACCGUGUAGUAGAUGAUUUAUAUCGAGGUUUAUCAUACAGAAGAUUACUGCCCUGUGCCUAAUGUCCACUCUGUACCUUUAUGAGGAGGUUUUGACCUCUGACCUGCAUGUUUUCUCACACAGUUGCCUCUUAGCGCGUUCAUCUUAAUGUCUAAAAUGCAUGAAUGUGCCAAAAAAAAUGCAUAUAUUUUUCCGAUAAUACUCCUUCCUGAUUGGCUGGUGGAUGCGUGCCACACUGUUUGUGCAAGAGCUUUCACAUUUUAACACCAACAUACACUGCUACACAUUAUUAUUGAUCAGAAAUACACAAGAGCCAAUCGGUGCAUCAAUCUGGAGUGAGUGACUGUUGCAUAGAAAUUGCAUAGAACUCACGCUCGGGAAGCCCCGCCCCCUUGGAUCUCAUGCUGGUCGUCUCCCGUCUCGUCUUGAUUUUCCUAGUUGAAAGACGUCCUGAUUUACUGAUUAUUUUAACGGGAGUGAUUUUGUGAGCGAAUGCGUAUCAGGGGUAUAAUAAGCAUGUUAUUACAGAGGCUUUAUUACAUCUUUACAACACGUGACGAGUGUCAUUUCAGUACCAUCUGCCUACCUAGGGAACCUCCUCCUUAGGCAGGAGCUGUCCAUUUGGACGCAUUGAAGAAAUAGAAGAAAUAUAAAAAUGUGAACCGUGAUUAAAUAGUUGGACAGUUACCGUGACAACCUCAGCACCCGCUGAUCAUCAUCCUACACACACACACACACACACAUAUAUACAUAUAUAUGUGUGUGUAUGUAAAUAUAUACUCUUCACUCUGAUUCUGUCUUCUGCUUCCUUUCUGAACACUGCAGAGGGAUCUGGGGAACGGCGAACUGGUAACUGGGUGGAACCUAAAGGUUUCUGUGAGGAACCCAGUAGCCUGGUGUUUACCUGUAAUGCACCCCUUUAACACCCCUGAUCACUUCCUGUCAAAGGAGUGACCACGUAACUUUCAACAUGUGAAAGUCGCCAGUUCAACAGCAGCGCAGUGUGCCUCUGAUAAAUAGAACCUUUCACUGACCCUCGAGGCCACCAUUAAAGGUGCAGUAUGUGAUUUUAAACUUUAUUUCUAGACGUACAUCAAUCAAGAAAUUCUGCUCACCAAAACCGGAUAAAACCUCUCUGCUUUCACGGUCAGCUCUGCCAGGUUCUGUUUUCAGGCUUGUGCUUAAAUUCUUUAUGGUCCGUAAAAUUAGCUCCACCCCCAGCAGGAGCAAAAGCAGAGCAGCUUGGUCUCGGCUGGGGUUAUUUUUUUUUUCAGCACAUCUUAUGAGUUAGACGCUGUUUCAGCAGACAAUGUGCCGUCGUUUAUUAAGGAAAAGGAGGAAAUAUAUAUGGGUAAAAAACGUUUUCUCACAAGCAGCAGGGGGCGCUAAAUAUCGCAUACCACUGCUUUAAAACAUUUUAUUCGGUGGGAGAGUGUAAGGACGUGUUGAACUUGUGCAUUUUUUUUCUUUUGCACGCUGCUUGUUUUUUCGUCAUCGGCCUCGAUUUUGUUGAUGAUGUUUCAGCUGAGAGUGUUACAAACACACACACACACACACACACACACACACACACCCCUUACAUCUUAGCCUUCAGACAUUAACAUCAUCACAGCAUCCCAUGACAGCUUGACGGACUGUUUUCAGCAGCUUGAAAUGAAAGACUCUGCCCUCUGACCCGUGCCACGCCCACUGCAGCGCCCUCUGGCGGAGCGGAGGACUCCCCGACGCACACCGCACGACUAUCUUGCUAUGAGUUUUAAUGUUUUAGAUUUCAAAUGUAAAAAAAAAACAAAACAAAAAAAAACAAAGAGACGCUAGUAGAAUGAACUGAUGAAAUCAGAUGUUCUGUCUGUGACUGUAGACUGCUUUGCCGGCUGUGGUUUUUAUGACAGAUGAAGAAAUCGUUACAAUAAAACCAAAUACAUGAAUGAA
Molecule: messenger RNA, 7790 nt
Organism: Hemibagrus wyckioides
Lineage: Eukaryota; Metazoa; Chordata; Actinopteri; Siluriformes; Bagridae
Gene: rptor
Product: regulatory associated protein of MTOR, complex 1
Exons: 37
Coding region: 448-4572 (1374 amino acids)
Biological process (GO): cellular response to starvation; positive regulation of protein serine/threonine kinase activity; cellular response to amino acid stimulus
Cellular component (GO): TORC1 complex; cytoplasm
Molecular function (GO): protein-macromolecule adaptor activity; protein binding
Source: RefSeq, a predicted model, not a curated record